This is a messenger RNA of Seminavis robusta, 432 nucleotides long. NCBI's taxonomy places the organism in Eukaryota, Bacillariophyta, Bacillariophyceae, Naviculales, Naviculaceae. The record is from the annotation of a GenBank genome assembly.
AUGCGUGCCUUCCCAACAGCUCUUACCAUCGCCAAAGUGACAGCCAUGGUGCGCUGCCUUUGCCGCCUGCACAACUUCUGCAUCAAUGAGCGAUUGGAGAGGAUGGCAACAAAUUCGCAAGUGGAUUCUCCUUCUGAGGAGUGCACAGAGGAAAUGGCCGAACGUCUUGCAAGUGAUGAGAUGAACAUCGUGGUGGGCGAGGGAGGAAUGCACUUGGAUUGCAAAGGCGAUGAAUACCGACCGACAGGAUUACUCGAUGGAGGCCACCAUUUUGAUGACGUUUCUUACUGGUCCAGAGCUUAUCGAAAGAAGAAGAAUGGUGAAACUUUACCCAGAGAGCUCAUGCACGAAACAAUCCAACUGCAGGGUUUGCAGCGACCAACACCCAAGCACUGGGUGGGAAACACUCCUGCUCGCUCUUAUCAAACUUAG